CCAAUGCUUUUUUUUGUGUCUGUUGAUAAGUGCAGAGCGCUGGUUAUUAAACGAUUCCAUGGCGGAGUGUCAAGAAAGCGGAAUCUCAUAAUAUAAAAGGAGCAAACUACUGGCCGAUAUCUGAAGAAACGGACAGUAGAUUUGCAACAGCAUGACACCGUAUGCAUUUGUUUUUGCCUAUAAGGCUUAGCAGUUAUUAUAUAACUGACCGUCGUUUCAAGGAAGGUAGCUUCUCUCACCUGGACCAGGCGUGGUCGCUGCCACCGUCAACUCCCUUUUCCUUGAUGGCAUCUAAUGUAGAAAAAGUAAAAGACUGCCCUCUAAUCUAGCAGCUUCAAAAAAAAAGAGAGAGCGUGUCGAGAGCAGCAGUGUUUUGUCAACUGACCAUUCCAUGAAUGAGGUAGGAUCUGUCUUACAUUCCUACUUCUUGUAAAAGUGUUCAAGUCAUCAAGUGAACCAAGGACUAGACUCAAGUGACCAACAACACAUCAUGCUAUUCGACUGCGAUGAGUGUAUGAAUCUUUCGGUUCAAAACAGUACAUCAAUGCCAUGUAAAAAGAGAAUUAAUUCUUACAAUGACAGCAAUCCAUAUAAAUGCCAGAUGUGCAACAUCAGUAAUAAGGGUGGCUGCUGUGGAGAUGAUAAUGAGGAGCAAGGGGAAUGUAUCAACCCUUCAUCCUGUGGAAGUACAUCAUCAUAUGGAGGAGACUGCUCUAUGUCAUGUGCGGAAAAGAACUGUAACUUUCAACUACCCCCACUACCAAUGCCACCACCCUUAUCAGGAAGAUCACCAAUGCAGGGUAAUCCACUUCCACCCAAGCUGUUUGACUGCAAGAUCUGCUGGAAAGCAUUCAGUCAGCGAUCCCAUGUUAGUGUUCACAAACAGAUCCAUUCUGCAGUUUUGCCCUACAAGUGUGAUCUGUGUGAAAAGAGCUUCCCACGUUUGCAAAACUUGGAACGUCACAAGAAAACACACGAGGAUGGCAAAUUGUUCAACUGUGAAGUUUGCAGUAAAAGUUUCCGCCAGCGAUCGCAUCUCAAGGCUCAUACCCGUGUGCAUUCAGGGGAGAGACCAUUCAAGUGUGAGGUAUGUGGUUAUGCAUUUUCUCGAAAUGGCAAUCUGGCCAGGCACAAUAAAAUGCACAGAUCCAAAAAGAAACACUUGUUUGAAAAUUCAUCAUCAGAAAAUGCUCUGGUUCUUCCACUUAAAAAUGCUUCGAAAAAGAAUGGCAAGUUACACAAAAAUGGUUUUCUUAACAAAAAUACAAACAAAGACUGCUUGAUUUACAAGAAAGGAAAUUUAUUAGACUGUGCCAUUUGUUGGCGUGUUUUCAGCCAACGUUCACACGUUAGUGUCCAUCGGCGUAUUCACAAGGCUGUUCAGCCUUAUCAGUGUUCACUUUGUGGCAAAUCUUUUACCCAGUAUGGCAACAUGCUAAGACACAAGCGUCUACAUAUGGGCGAACGUAGGUUUGUCUGCAAUGUAUGUCCAAAAGCCUUUACACAGCGUACACAUCUGAAAGUGCAUCAACGACUGCACACAGGAGAAAUGCCAUUUAAAUGUGGCAUUUGUGGUUUCUCUUUUACCAGGAAUGGCAAUCUCAUGCGUCACAUGCGGCUUCAUUCAAAGUUAGGGCAAUUUGGCCCUCCUGCAACGAACAUUCCUGAGACUGGACAAGCUGUGUUCCCACAAAACCUGCAUUUAGAUGAAGACGACAAGGAUGGAAGUAACUGCAACAUGGGUUUGGUGACUAAUCAAGGUGAGGAGUGCGACCAUGCAGAUGACACAGACAACAUGCAGUUAGACUGUGGUGCUUGCUGGAGGAACUUCACACGUUCACAGCAAGUGAGUAGCAGCAACAAAUGGAUGCAAACAUUUGCUUGCAACAUCUGUGGCAAAGGUUUUACCAACACGAAUGACUUGGACCGCCAUCAACGUGUACAUAUGCCUGGUGCCAAGCGAUUCCCAUGUGAAGUGUGCCACAAGACCUUCUCACAGAAAUCCCAUAUGAAAGCUCACAUGCGGAUACACACUGGAGAGCGACCAUACAAAUGUGAAGACUGUGGCUAUUCAUUUUCCCGUGUCGGCAACUUGAUACGUCAUAGGCGUGGGAACAAGAAGAAAGGAAAACGGUGGAGUUGUGUCAACAGACGCAACCUUGAAUCAGUUCCUAUUAGCAUCCCUAAUACACCCAUCAGUAUCACUUCAGCCACCACUACCUCCACUACAAACAACAACAACAACAACAGCAGUAACAACAGUAACAAUAACAGCAAUAACGGUGACAGCAACAACAAUAUCCAGUCAAGUGCUGACACCAAAGAGUUGCCCAGAGAAACUUCUCAACAAAACCUUCCCACCCAGAUGGUGACCAGUGGGGUGGAAGAGGGCAGUAUCACCCCUGUCACUAGCAGUGUUGCUAGCAGCAGCAACAGUAGCAGCAGUGAAAACCAAUCAGGUACCAGCCCUCUCACUCACCAAGUUGGUAUCCCACAUCAGAUGUCUGUCCACCCACGACACUCCAACAUGUCACACCACACCAGUGUGACUUCACAUCAUAGUAGCAGCUCAUUGGGACAGGAUCACCAGUUAGGGUUGUCUUCUGCACAGCAGCAGCAGCAGCAGCAGCAACAACAACAGCAGCAGCAGCAGCAACAACAACAACAGCAACAUGCAUCACUUCCACAACUUCCUCCACCCCCACCUCCACCCCCACCCCAGACACAUCACCAGCAUCAACCACAAACGCCACACCCAACAGGUAUGGGGGGUCAUCACCAUCCUCAUCACCCCCAUCAACCGCAACAACAGCAUCAUCAUCAUCAACAACAACAACAGCAACAGUCCCAUUCCCACCAUCAAUCACUCAGCCUCCCACCCCACCACCCAACCAGCGUCCUCUCGCAACACACAAAUGUCUCCACACAUCCACUUGGCAUGCCACAUCAUUCCAGCCUUCCACGUCACCUCAACAUGAUCCAACCCCACCCAGCGACCGUGCCACACCAGCUCAACGUGCUGCAGCAACACCAUCACCACCAGCAUGCUGGUGCUGCACCGCACCAGCUUGGCAUAUCACAACAGCUUAACCUCCCACACCACAUCAAUGUCCCACUCUACAUCAAUGUACCAACCUCCACAUAAAGGGAGAAGACGGUGAUAUAUAUAAAUACAAUCACACACAUACACACACACACACACACAGAUAUAUGAUUGAUUAAACUGAUGUAUCAUGUAUGCAUAUAUAUUUUAUAUUUCAUGUAAAUAUAUAUAUCAUAUGCAUAUAUAUGUAUAUUAUAUAUCAAUGUCGUCAUCGUCAUCAUCAUCAUCAUCAAUUUCAUAUAAACUUUUCCAUGCUUGCAUGGGUCAGAUUUUCAAUGGUCAGAUGCCCUUCCUGUUGCCAACACUUAGCUACUUCUGAGCAAGGUAAUAUUUCCCUUGGCCAAAUAUAUCUUAUAUGUAAAACUGGAAAUUAGGAAACAUAAAUAAACAUAUAUAAAUGCACACAUGCACACACACACACACACACAUGCACACAUUCACACACUAUAAGUAAGAAUAUAUAUGCAUCUCUAUGUCUUCUUCAGGAACUUUAAUCUUUUUAUCCCAUUUAAAUAGAAAAUAGCCACCUUUUUAGAUGUUAGAUAAGACCUACGAUCCAAAUUGCAUUAUCCCUACCCUAAACCCAUUGAGAGUCUCCAUUAUAUCCAUAAAUUAUCAAGUCAUUCCAAAUAUGUUACAGAAGGCAUAGUUAGAAAUAUUGGGUUGCCAGACAAAUUCAUUUGUUUUUUGUUUUUCCAUUUAUUUUAACCCCCUUUUUUUUAUCAAUAAUCUUAAAACAGUCAAUAAUAUAUUCUCCUUCACUAUUCACAACUUCUUGUCAAGAUUCCACUAGUUGUCAAUGUCUUUGUUGUAGAGAUCACCAAGUCUUGACUCAAAGAAUUCAUGAAGCCAUGUUUUCAAUUCCACAUUGCAGACUCUUAGAGAGUGACCAAAAAAAAAGGUGUUAAUCUGAAGUCACUAUAUCAGGUGUAUAUGGUGAGUGAAGUGGAACUUUCCAACCGAAUUACAUUUCUGAUCAAAUUAGAGAUGUAGAGGUGGGCAUUGUUGUGUUGAAGAAGCAAGCUAUGUUGCUGGUUGGAUCAUUUCAGCUGGAUUGCUGAUCAAAAGAAAGUGACAGGCGAUAGUAUUAUGAGAGUAUCCCAUCUGCUGGGCUAUUUCACUUGUAGAUUGGUGUGGAUCUUUGUGGAUGAGCUUGUUCAAUUGGUCCUUAUUGAAUUGAACAGGUCAGCUAGAACACAGAGAGUUUGUGAGAUCAAAUCUCCCUUCCUUGAAGCAUGCAAGACAUUUCUGUGCAUUUCUUUCAGUAAUAGCACAUUCUCUGUACACAGCACAAAUGUCUUGAGUGGUUUUGGCAGUUUUGGAACCACGAUUAUAUGUGAAGAGAAGCAAAUAUUGAAAAGGCUCAGUUUUUUUCUUCUUGGCACUCCUUUGUUGUACAUCUGAAAAUAGGUAAAAUUUACACAAAUUUAUAAAGCAAUAAACAAAAACUGUUGAGCAAGAACUAUAAAACACUGCAAUAAAAAAAAUUUGUGUUACUUUAAAUAACAGUAGAUAGAAACAAGUGAAUUCAUCUGACAACCUAAUAUAUUAAUUAGGAUAUCUAACUUUUCCAUGAAUGAAAGAAUCUUUAACAAUAAUACAUACUAUUCUAACAAGGUUUUCAACAGUUGCCAUUAUAGGAAGAAGGUUAAGUUAUUCACCAUUACACCCCCCCCACAC
This is a messenger RNA of Octopus bimaculoides (California two-spot octopus), 4783 nucleotides long. RefSeq lists its product as uncharacterized. NCBI's taxonomy places the organism in Eukaryota, Metazoa, Mollusca, Cephalopoda, Octopoda, Octopodidae. The record is from RefSeq and is a predicted model, not a curated record.